CAUUUAUCCUGCGGCGGCUCGUUCACAUUUGGCGCCAGAUCUUCUAGCAGAGAAGCAUGUCGGGCCGCGGGAAAACCGGGGGCGGCAAGGCUCGGGCCAAGGCGAAGUCGCGCUCGUCGCGGGCCGGACUGCAAUUCCCGGUGGGGCGCGUGCACCGGCUGCUGCGGCGUGGCCACUACGCGGAGCGGGUCGGGGCCGGGGCGCCUGUCUAUCUCGCCGCGGUGCUGGAGUACCUGACUGCCGAGAUCCUGGAGCUGGCGGGCAACGCGGCGCGGGACAACCGCAAGACGCGCAUUGUGCCUCGCCACGUGCAGCUGGCCGUGCGCAACGACGAGGAGCUCAGCCGCCUCCUGGGACGCGUCACCAUCGCGCAGGGCGGUGUCCUGCCCAACAUCCCCGCCGCCCUUCUGCCCCGAAAGGCCGGCGCUGGAGGAGGAGGAGCGGCGAGCGGAGCGGCGCCGAGGAAGAAGGCCAGCCAGGCCUCCCAGGAAUACUAAGGCGGGCGAGCAGCAGCCUCUGGACAGGACUCCGGUAGCAGCCGGCGAGGGAGGGACACGAGGACGGGCCACGCAACCCCGCUGCUUUCCUUGGGGUUUGGUUUGGGACGAUGGUCAGGCGCCGGGACUGAGCGCAUUGGUUGCUUGGCCCACAAACGGAUUGCUGAACUGGGUGGGGAUCCCGUUGAAAUUACUUUGCAGGGAUCUCGGUGUUGGCUUUUGUUUUAUUAAACAAAUUUACGGUGUUUAA
Molecule: messenger RNA, 747 nt
Organism: Lacerta agilis (Sand lizard)
Lineage: Eukaryota; Metazoa; Chordata; Lepidosauria; Squamata; Lacertidae
Product: histone H2A-beta, sperm
Exons: 1
Coding region: 57-497 (146 amino acids)
Cellular component (GO): nucleosome
Molecular function (GO): protein heterodimerization activity; DNA binding; structural constituent of chromatin
Source: RefSeq, a predicted model, not a curated record